This is a messenger RNA of Alternaria postmessia, 1035 nucleotides long. RefSeq lists its product as uncharacterized. The coding region runs from base 1 to 1035 and encodes 344 amino acids. The record is from RefSeq and is a predicted model, not a curated record. The transcript has 3 exons. Lineage: Eukaryota; Fungi; Ascomycota; Dothideomycetes; Pleosporales; Pleosporaceae.
AUGUUCUCCGAGUAUGCAUCCAAGUUCCUCUCCCAGUCUCAGUCGCGGCUGUCACUGGGUCAGCCCGAGUCGACUUCAAGCCGCAACGCCCCCGACAGGCAACGUCCGUCCUCGCGAGCCGCCCAAGCUUACCUCCAGCGUCGCAACAUGCCGAACCCAUACAACUCGCAGGCCAUGAGCCGCUUCGCCUUCGCUUCACGGACAUCCAACGCGCCCGCGCCGCUCUUCUACUCUGCAACCGAUGACUUCCGCGAGGAGGACGACCAUGUUGAGCACGACCGCGAGAUGGCCGACCACUACGCGCUACAACGAUCACGGCGGCAAUUUGGCGCAAGCAACCUUUCUGAAUCGUCCGAAGUCGAAGAUGACCCGCAACGAUCGGACCAUACUAUAGGCGCGGACAGGGACGACAAUGAAGCGCCCGGGUACGGUCUCGGAAGAGGGAUUAAGAGCUCCUGGAAGGGCGACAAGCCAGCACGCGGAAGAUCAACCACCAUCAACAACCCCGAAGAUGAAGAACGUGAGUCAAGUGUACCGCUCUCCGAGACUACAGACCGCAGCAGUAGAGGAAGGGGCAAUCUCGUCGAUGUGGAGCUCGAUUCUACAGAUCGAGGCAGCAUAGAAGAGCUGGACCGAGACGAGCUCUUGGGUCAUCAGGACGAGCCACCACCACCAUUCCAACAGUUUCGCAACAUGCCGAGGCCGAAACGCGGUCGCAGUCCACUACGAAAUACCCUACCAAUACCACAGGAAACCGAUGAGGAUACCUUGCUAGAACAUCCACGGCCGAUAAGCCCAGAUCGCCAGACCGUGCCCGAUGUUGUACCAGAGAACCCAACGUCAGCGCCACGACAUAACUUUUUCUGGGCUGAGCUGUUCAUAAUCGUGCAAUGUGCCAUCUUUGGCACUUGGUUCAUCUCUCUGCUACAAGAGUCGCCCCCAAACAAGAAGAAUCCGUUGGGCGACACGAUAUAUACCUCGGAGUCCUAUGGCUCUCGCUACUUCGGUCCUUCGCUCGGCCUCUGGUGCAACUGA